Messenger RNA from Cucurbita pepo subsp. pepo (vegetable marrow), 1013 nucleotides. RefSeq lists its product as uncharacterized. Lineage: Eukaryota; Viridiplantae; Streptophyta; Magnoliopsida; Cucurbitales; Cucurbitaceae. The record is from RefSeq and is a predicted model, not a curated record.
UUUUGAACAAUGGUCAAAGAAUUUGGUCGCUGUUCCAAUUCGGCUCUUACCAAGAUUAUCAAAGGGCUUUCAAUUCCACCUCCUAUUUGCACAAGUCCAUUUUCGUUGAAUUUUUGGUGCGAGAAAGGGAGCGAUCUCUUCGAGUGCAUCGAACCUCAAAGUCUCGGAUCUUCAAUCUACCAUGGCGGAUUUCAAAUCGAACUCAUAUACGGAUGGGAGAAUGCAGAUUGAGAGCUACAAUGGAAACGAAGCAAGAGGAGCUACUGUUUCCGGCGGAGAUUUUCGUUGUUACAGUGCUUCGUAUGCUUCGUCUGUAAACCCUAAUCAAACGCAGACGGCUAACGAUUUGAAGCUCAAGAAAGGGAAAUCGACGAACGGAUUUUCGUCGAAGAGUUGGAGUUUCAACGAUCCGGAGAUUCAGAGAAAGAAAAGAGUUGCUAGCUACAAGGUUUAUUCUGUGGAAGGCAAAGUCAAAGGAUCUCUAAGAAAGAGCUUCAGAUGGUUCAAGGAACGAUGCUCUCGUGUUGUGUUUGGAUGGUAGCAAGCGGCUUAAAUUGGUACCAGAAUUUUCCUCCACACUCUUUGUUGCUUAAUUAUUAGCUUACAGUUCUGAAAUCCAUUAAUUGUUUCGUUAUAUUAUGAUUUAUGAAUCUCUCUGAAUGUGUAAUUACUGCUGGAAGUACAGAAUUCUUUGUUCUUUAUGAUCUGAUAUCACUUGUUUGAGUGUUCCUGCUGAAAUCCAUUUUAGUUCUUAGAAACCAAACCAAACCACUGCUGCUUGUGUGCUUACAGUAUGACCUGUAUUCUCCAUUGUUUCAAUUUGAGGAUGUCUGGUUUUCCAGCUUAAGAAUUGGGAUCUUGAAUCUACCAUGAUGGGUCUGAUGAGAAUUGUCUUGAGUUCAACUGUUUUGUUCCAUGAAACAGCUUAUUGUAAGAACUUGUGUCUAAUUUGUUCUAGUUGUAAUGAAAUGAGUGGGGAAAGAGUGGCUCAUCCCUGCUGAGACUUUCAAGCA